Messenger RNA from Linum trigynum, 3430 nucleotides. The record is from the annotation of a GenBank genome assembly. Lineage: Eukaryota; Viridiplantae; Streptophyta; Magnoliopsida; Malpighiales; Linaceae.
AACUUUUAUGGUUUUGUUAAACUUUUUAUAACUAAAAUAAUUAGUCUUCGAAAAUAAUUUAUUUGUCGUCGUAUGUAUUUUUCACGACAAAAUUUUAUGGUUGUGUUAAAGAUUCAUAACCAAAAUAAUUAGUUAUCAUAAUGAAAUUCUUUGUUGGUAUUAUCAAUUUCCCGACCAAAAUGAUUGGUCACUUAUGACACUUAGUUAAUUUUCUUUUGCAUCCAAAUAUUGAAAUUGGUUAUGAAAAGUCAAAUGAAUUGGUUGUCAUUAGUAUUUAUGGCAACCAAUCACUUACAUUUGUCAACAAAGAUUAGACUAUGACAACCAAAUAAAAAUGGUCACGAAAAGUUAAGAAUUUUACCAUCAGCAACUUGGUAGUGAUUGCUUUUCUUUUUUGUUACCAAUUCUCUUUUUGGUUGCGUUUGGAAUUCGUAAAGCAUCUAUAGCGACCAAUGUGGCAACCAAAAUAUAUUUGGUCACAGAAGGUGUAUUAACCAAUGUUGAGCUUUUAUGGACCAAUUAUAUUGGUUGCAAAAACCCUUUUUGUUGUAGUGUUAUAAGUCGUGAGCGGCAUUGAGGAGUGCAAAUUCUAAUCCACCAAGCGGAACUAACCAAGCAGACGUGGUUAGUCAACUUUUAAAAGAUUUUAUUUAAUUAAUGGUAUACUUUUUGUGUUCUAAUUUUUAAUCAUGUGCAUUGUUUUCUAAUUAAUUGUUUAGACGAAUCAGACGAAGGCUAUUUUCAAGGCAGACACGAAGAAAGACUGGAAAUUGGAAGAAUGUUGGAAACUACUGUAAGAGACUAAGAGUGUCCAAGUUUUAUGCAAGAAUUUUUUGCUCCUGUUGCACCCAUCUACCAAUAAAUGGAUCUUAAUCAUCUAUGUCAAGUGAUGAACCCAAUAGCUCCGACCUUCAUGGAACCGCCAUUUACUUCAUGGUAAUACUGGGCAUUAUUGUUAUGAGAGAUGUUUUAGGGUAUCUUGCCGGCGGGGGUCUGCAACGGGAGAAGAGGCGAUGUGUGCCUGUUCCAAUGUGACUUCAUUGUUAUACAAGUAUCUUGCCGGGGUCUGCAAAGAGAGCAGAGGCGGUGUUUGUAUAUUCCAAUGUGACCACAUCCAUCUGACAAUAUUAUAAAGCUAGCUAGCCCGCUUUAUACGUAGGGCACACAUUAGCUAGCUACACACAGAGAGACAGAUAGAGAGAGAUGGGCGUGCAGGUUCGUAGCUUGGAAGCUCGAAUGGCCACAUUGCUGAUGUCGUUGCUAAUUCUGACAACGAUCAACGGCGGUGUAAUGAUCUUCUCUGCUGAAGCUGCCCUCGAUCCACUGUGCGGUGCCUCCCACGAAUGGUUUUGUAGUCCGAACGACUCUUCUCCCCCAGACGUGCAGGUAAAAAUAUUCGAGCAACUAACACCCUCGAUGGCGUGCGUGCCGAUCCAUUCUUCUUCAGAAGAUGUAAUAUACGCCUACGUACAUUCUUAUUGUGUUGAUGCCAAUGAUCCCAAAUGCGAUGAUUGCUUAAAAAGGGCUACCGAACUGAUACGUUAUCAUUGUUAUGGCAAAGACGGAGCUCAGUACGGUACGGAGCAGUGUUGUGUUAGAUAUGAGAAGGAAAAGUUUUGUUGAACUUAAAGACAUGAGUAGCUGGAACCAGGCCUGUGCUACAAGGCAUAUUUGGCAGAUAUUGUUACAGAGGGGUCAUUGUGGGUGGCGUGGAUCAACAAAUACAAAUUGAAUGGGAGAUGCUUCUUGACCUACACCUGCACUUCAGGGUCCUGGAACUGGUGUAAAAUCCUGAAGCUCAGAAGUAGGAUAGCUCCUUUCAUUUCGAUUAGAGAUGGUCUCUUGUUGCUUGAUGGUUCGCCUAUGCCUCGGUUCUCUAUUAAUAGAGUCUGGCAUCUUAUUAGACCUUCUCAGCAGAAGGUAACCUGAUGGAAAUUACUCUGGAAGGGUGUGAUCAUACUAAGCAAUCGACUGAUUACUUGGCUGGUAACUCGAGGAAGUAUACAAAGGAUAAAAUGCAGAAAUGGGGAUUUCAGGGAUCGAUGGACUGUGUUCUUUGUGGGGGAGGGAUUGAGAGUAGGCAAGAUUUGUUUGUUCUCUGCUCUUUCACUAGGCAGCUUCUUGAUGAAUUGUUCAGUGGCUUUAUGUAGGUCCCGGGGUUCCAAUCUUCGAAGGACAUGGUUUCAUGGCUGCUGCUGAAGUAUGGUAAGCAAACAGAGGUAGCUGAAACAGGAAGAUUUAUCUUGCAAACGUGUGUCAGUCAGGUUUGGAGAGAAAGAUGUCGUCGAAUGUAUGGAGGUAAGGUUAGAGGUUUUCAGGAAGUGUUGUCUGUUAUCAAGGCUGAGAUUGUGUAUGUGCUUGGGAGUAGGGGUGGCUAUACGGUCCGGUCCGAUUAAAUUGGACCAAAUUGAUCCGGUCCCAGUCCGGUCUUUUCGGGAAUAUAAGGACCAAAGAUUGGAUUGGAUACAGUUCGGUCUUGAUCCGGUCCGGUCCCAAUUUUAUCUUGAUUUUAGGUGUUGGGGGUCUCUUAUCCGGUCUUUAUCCGUUUUUUACCUCAAAUCUAAGCCCGAAUAUGAGAUUGCAUUGUUUGCUAUCCGGUCCCAGUCCAGUCCCGGUCCGGGGUAUACGGUCCGGUUUCGGGUAAAACCAAACAGUCCGGGACCAAAUAGUCAGCCCUACUUGGGAGGGGUAGAGUGAGUCUCUUUUGGAAUGAUUAGUACCAAUCUGUCUCAGAGGUAGUUUUUCUGUUGACUUUGCAGUUUUGGUGAAGUAUCCCUAGCUAGUAAGGGUGUUGCUAGCAAAACGCUUUUUUGAUGAAUAAGAUCCCACCAAUUCAUAAAAAAAAAACUUAAUUAACUAAGAAAUGCUGUUGUGUAUGUUGUCGAUCCGAGUUAAGGUUCCCGGUAGCCAGGUUUCGUGCCAACGAACAAAGGCUUAAAGACUAGUCCAUAUAUGUAACGGGGGAAGAGAUGCGGUAUAAAUAAAACUAAACUAGUUAUUAAUAAUUUAAUAUGGAUUUAUCUAUCCAGGUUAUCUAUGUUGGUAAACACUAACCGUCGAAAUAGGAUAAACACCGCCAUUUAUAUCAUUUAUGCAAAUAAACUUCUACCAAUAAAAAAAGUAUGCAAAUCAACCAUAUAUACUAUGGGUUAUUAAAAUUAGAGAUUUAUCAGUUAGUAAACAAAUUAAUAUGUAACUCUUCUUUUCGAAAAAAAUUUCAUAAUCUUCACACUUGCAACUUUUUUAUUGAGCUAAUACCACUAAAAAUACUAAUAUAUAGAGAGUGUCCCAUUUAUAUUACAAAGAUGAGAAUGCUGGAACCGCCAUUAAUAUCAUGGUAAUACUGAGCAUUAGCAUAUAUAACUCUACUUUUUUGAAGAAGAAAAAAUUUCAUAAUCUUCACACUUGCAAAUUAAUUAUUGAGCUAAUA